AAUAACAAAUUUUUAUUAAAAAGAAAAAUAAAAAGAGGAAAAAAAAGUGAUCUAUAAAUAUGAAAAGGGAAAAAAAAAAAGGAAGGAAGAUUCUGAGGCGAAGGUAGGCAAGCAAUGGAGGUCUAGAGUUGGCUGACUCUAUCCCUACCUCCCCGAUAAAGCAAUUUCACCGAUUCACUUCAAUUCUCCUUCUUCAAACGCCGUCCUCUCUCCGCUCCUCCGAUUUUCUUUCCGCCCUCCUCUCAUCAGCGUUGGCUCAGUCCGAUUGGCAGCUUUGUGGAUUGACAGAGUUGCAUCAAAGGGCUGCAGCAACAUCAAUUUAAGUUAUCUAUCAAACUUUGUUACCAAAUUGCUUUUCUGCUUACGCUUUGGACUGGCCUGGUAUAUCAAAUUGGUGUUGAAUUUGUGAGUAGAUGCAAAUCAGAAGUGACAUGUAGUGGGACAAACACGGCAGCCUUGUUUUAGAGUUCUAUGCUUUCUUUUUCCUUCAUUGUGUUGCUGAACUUAGAUGGACGUUCCCUCAGUGGAACUAAACUGUGAUAGUGAAGGAGACUCUUACCCUUUAUUAAUGGCACGACCUGAACAUUCUAACAGCAGUGAGCAUAUCAUUGACAUAACUGGUGCUGGUGAUUCUGCCUCCUCUAGUCUGCCACGUGGUAGGAGUUCAAAUGGCUUAAAUUCAUUGCAGCCUGAAGAUAGACCUUCAAGUAAUACACGAGUUCCCUUGUCUCAACCCCCAAUUUCUUCUACUGGAUCAAAUUCUAGAAAUUCCUCAUUCAUAAGAAGAGGAGAUGCACGACGUCGUAGAAGUCCAUUAAAUUCUGGCUUAUGGAUAUCUAUUGAAUUACUACUCACUAUGAGCCAGAUAAUUGCAGCUAUUAUUGUCUUAUCAUUGUCAAAGAAUGAAAAACCCCGUGCCCCUUUGUUUGCAUGGAUUGUGGGAUAUGCAUCUGGAUGUGGUGCCACCCUUCCUCUUCUCUACUGGCGUUAUCGACACCGCAAUCAGGCUUCAGAACAAGAUUCUCUUCAGUCCAGCCAGAAUUCUUCUCGCAUUAAUGUUCCUGCUGGGCCAUUCUCUCUUUCAGUUUCUAGGGCAUCAGAAGGGGAAGAACUUCAGCAUCCUGCCCCAUCUCCUAGAGGCAGUCAAGGGUCAGGAGUACUAUCAGCAAGAUUAAAAGUUCUGGUUGAAUAUUUUAAGAUGGGUCUGGAUUGCUUCUUUGCUGUUUGGUUUGUAGUUGGUAACGUAUGGAUCUUUGGAGGGCAUUCAUCAGCCUCUGAGGCUCCUAACUUGUACAGGCUAUGUAUAGUGUUUCUUACCUUCAGCUGUAUUGGUUAUGCAAUGCCUUUCAUUCUAUGUGUAACCAUCUGCUGUUGUCUUCCUUGUAUAAUUUCCAUCCUUGGGUUUAGAGAGGACUUGACACAGACACGAGGAGCCACAUCGGAAUCUAUUAAUGCAUUACCAACUUAUAAGUUUAAACUGAAGAAAAGUAGAAGUGGGGAUGAUAGAGAGAACAAUUCCGGGACUGGUGAAGGAGGAGGGGUUGUGGCUGCUGGAACUGAAAAGGAGCGAGUGAUUUCUGGAGAAGAUGCUGUCUGUUGCAUCUGCCUGGCAAAAUACGCCAACAAUGAUGAACUGAGAGAGUUGCCAUGUUCACACUUUUUCCACAAGGACUGCGUAGAUAAGUGGUUGAAGAUCAACGCUCUGUGCCCGCUUUGCAAAGCCGAGGUUGGUGAGAGUAUCAUCAGCUCUCUCGAGGGGACAAACAGACAACAGGGUGAUUAGCGAGGGGAGUGGGCCAACUACAUUGGGCGCCAUAAAGAUCUCUGGAUGGGUUCUGCUUGAAUUCCAAAUUUCACCGAUAUAAGUGUAGUAUGUGCAAAGUUCAUCCUCUCUUGAGCCGCUCAACCUUAUUUUUCGGGUUGCUAUGCGGCAUUCGCUAGAGCCUUGAACAAGCUCCUCUUGUAGCAAAUCCAUCCAUCGUCAACAAAUAUAGGCAGGGUUAUAUGGUGCACGCUGGACAUUAUGAACGAGGAGAGAUCGUUAUCCUUCUGACCUUUUCGAUAGAAGUGAAAGUUGCUGAUGUUGCAAGGCUUAUACUUGUGUAAUCACACUCCUUGCUCUUGUAUUGAACUCUUCAAUUUUGUGGUAUAAUGGCUAUGAUAUAACGAAUAAUCAUCAGUAGAGCAUACUAUGCAAUUUUAGUAUAAAAUAUAUACAUAUGUUUGUAAGUUCA
This is a messenger RNA of Cucumis melo (muskmelon), 2234 nucleotides long. Its product is annotated as E3 ubiquitin-protein ligase At1g63170. Gene Ontology annotation, molecular function: zinc ion binding. NCBI's taxonomy places the organism in Eukaryota, Viridiplantae, Streptophyta, Magnoliopsida, Cucurbitales, Cucurbitaceae. The transcript is spliced from 6 exons. Bases 509 to 1783 code for a protein of 424 amino acids. The record is from RefSeq and is a predicted model, not a curated record.